Bactrocera neohumeralis is the source of this 4930-nucleotide messenger RNA. Its product is annotated as netrin-B. The record is from RefSeq and is a predicted model, not a curated record. The transcript has 7 exons. NCBI's taxonomy places the organism in Eukaryota, Metazoa, Arthropoda, Insecta, Diptera, Tephritidae. Gene Ontology annotation, molecular function: protein binding. Bases 1919 to 4444 code for a protein of 841 amino acids.
UCACGUACAGAACGAAAAGUGAAUUUAUAGUGAAGUCAAAGCGGUUCGUGGUCGUUGUUGUCGUCGUUUGAGAGUAUGUUUAUAUGUACGGUGAAUGUGUUAUUACGUUGCCGGUAAAACGAAGCGCAGUUCGUGGUGUAUUAUUAGAAGGAAGUGUGUAACGAAACGAAACGAAACGAUUAAUAGACGACGCGUUGAAGCGAGUACCGGAAUCGGAAAUAAAGUGUAGUGUAAAGUGUAUUGUAGGCUAUAAAGAAUAAUCAAAGCAACAACCCACCCACCAACGAAAGAGGGUGAGUCCGUGUGCGCGUGUGUGUUUCAUUCAGUUGUGGUGCGAAAGGAAGGAAGUGUGGUGAAUUUUGAAAUAUAUCAAAAGCUAUACAAUACACAUGCAACGCAUAGCACCUCGCGUGAUAGUUAAUAGUGGCGUGGCGUAUCGUGUAAGUGAUUCGGCAGCCGAUUGCUGCUUGUACUUAGCCGAAAAAUAGUUGGUUAGCUGCUGCCUAGGCUACGGCUACUAGGCAAACUGGUCCAUGCGUGCAGAUAAUUAGCAAACGCUUGCACGUUCGCAACGUCAGAAGAACGUCAGCAGCUGACCGUGUUGGACCACUGACACGGAAGCUCCAACGUCCCCAUUGUGGGCAGUCCAAAACAAAGUCGUUGUCAUAGGAAAGUGUUUAGUGUGAACAAAAGUAUAUUUUCAAAUAAAAAUAUUGGCAAAUGUUGUUAUUGUUGUGCGUGCGAAGUAAGCGCAUAAAUAGGCGUCAGUCCGCCUGUCAGUUAUUUUUGUGUCGUCUUUUUUGAACCUUCAAUCCGUCCACAUAACGGACAGCUGUUGCGCGUGUUCGUGUGCGGCUCUUGGCUAUUUUGGUAUUCCGUGCCGUCAACGCCUGUUGGCUGUCUGGUCGCGCGGCUAGACCAGCGACACGGUAGACUGUGUGACGCCGAGACCCAGCUUGUGCUUGUAUUGUCUUAACGAAAGUUGUUUUUGAGUUGAGUGUGUGUCGCGGCAGCGGAUAAUUUAUGAAAGAUAUACACACGUCCAUAGAUUUGUACAUACUUUAAGUGCGCGAAAGGAAGAGCGUCUCGUGGCGUGUCUUGAAAAAUUAAUCGCGCGCGCGUGGGCUACGACUGAUAAGCGACGUGUGUUAAGUCAAUCACAAAAGUGAUAUUUCACAGCGAAACGAAAAUAAGGAGGGCAAAUACGACACGCGCACUGAUGGAAAAGUCGCACUGUGCUCGCCACCUUCAGUCUGGCUAAAAACUCCCGCAGUACUUAGGCUUCUACAACACGAACACGUCUAUGCAAAUUGGCUGAGGUGCGCGAAUUUUUUUGUUGUGGCCUGCAAAUUCAGUCGCUAACGCAGAGGUGCGAAUGAAAGCCGGCUCGAGCUCGUAGACAACACACUUUUUUUGCGUUUCUUUUCAGCGCGCAUUAAGUGCAACGGCUUGUAGUGCAUUCCAGCGUUGGUACUCUUUUCGUGUCACGAUUUUUUUUACGUUAUAUUUGCUGCGGUAGACGCCGAUUCCGCACGCCGCAAGACCCCAAUGGGCAAUUAAGGUGCAAACGUGUUGUCAUUUAAUUAAAAAUUAAAAAUUCUACUAGAAUACAAAUUAGCCCGAGGAUCGGUCGGUCGCCUGUACGUACGGGUAGGUCCACAAUUGCAUGCAGCACGUGCUGUGGUUGAAGAGUGGACCCGCGCUGUGUAUUGAAGGCAAAUUGCAAAAAAACGAGAAUAAAUAAUAAAAAUACAAUAAAAACAACACGACAACGUAGCAUAUUGCUAAUAGGAAGUAUUGCAAGUGUUAAUCGGUCGCGUGUGACUUGAAUACGUGAAACGCACACAGCUCGUACGUUUGCAUGCAACGCGACUGAGCAGCUAAAUUGCUAAAAAUUAUAAGCAGAAAACAUUGAGUAAUGUGUACGCGCCCAAACAUGACGAAGACAAAGGCCGCAGCCCCACAUAACAACAACAAAGAUAACAAUAAAGCAUACCAUAGACGCUUCAGCGUCUUGCACAACAUGCCAGCUGUCAUCUGCUUGUGCAUUUGUAUGCUCAGCUAUGCGCUACAACCCAUCAGCAGUGUUGCCGCCGCCGUCUCCUCCUCCUCCUCUGCGCAUUCCGACAGCGACCCUUGCUACUUCGAGGACAAGCCGCGCAAGUGUCUGCCCAGUUUCGUGAAUGCGGCCUACGGUAAUCCCGUGCAGGCGUCCAGUGUUUGUGGCGCGAGUCGGCCGGAGCACUUCUGCGAAAUCAAUCGCGAUGGCACGCUCAGCGAGUGUAACGUGUGCGACAAUAGCCGUGCUGAAACGCGUUUUCCCGCUAGCGCCUUAACUGAUUUGAAUAAUCCCAACAAUGUGACUUGUUGGCGUUCGGCGAGCGUGCCGGUGCCGGCCGAUGUGGAUACUGCGCCACCGGAUAAUGUAACGCUCACGCUGUCGUUGGGCAAGAAAUAUGAAUUGACCUAUGUAACGUUGUCAUUCUGCCCGAAAUCGCCACGUCCCGACUCAUUGGCCAUUUACAAGAGUUCUGAUUACGGUCAGACCUGGCAACCCUUUCAGUUCUACAGUUCACAAUGUCUAAAAUUUUAUGGACGACCGGAUCGCGCUAAAAUCAGCAAGUUCAAUGAGCAGGAAGCACGUUGCAUAGAUUCACAUCGUGAUGGCAGCACCAACCGGUUCGCAUUCAAUACACUUGAAGGUCGUCCCUCGGCCAAUGACUUGGAUGCAUCGCUUAUACUGCAGGACUGGGUUACCGCCACCGAUAUACGCGUUGUCUUUCAUCGGCUCGAGCUGCCACGUGAGCUGGCGGCGGCGCAGGCAAAGGAUGCCGCCAAACCAGCUGCGAAUAGUUUUAGCGAUGAGAUGGGCAGCAGUCAGGAGGACGAAGACGACGAAGAUGAGGAGUAUGACUAUAAUCUACAAGGCAACGAUAGCACAUAUGAAGAUGAAGACUAUGCUGCCGAACCCAAGAAGCAUUUAGAGUUGGACGAUGAUAAUUUAGAUUUAGACUAUCCAAACGAUGGCAGCAUCAGCAUCGUGCCAGAGGUCAAGCGUUACAACAACAAACCGAAGCUGACCGCCUAUGAGAAACAUUACCAAGCCAAAACAGCGCUUGCUGCAGCUGCGGUCGCGAGCACCACAAAGGCGGAUACCGCAACAUUGGACAAACAUGCGGUUGGCAGUGAUGGCAAAGCAGCGCCUAAGCCUACCACCAAGGAUCUAUUGUCCAUUUCACAGCAUUAUGCCGUCUCGGAUUUUGCAGUUGGUGGGCGCUGCAAGUGCAACGGACAUGCCUCCGAGUGUGUAGCCACAGUGGGACCCAAUGAUGUGCUACCGCGCAUGUAUAAUGCUGGCGAUGACUUCGAUGGCACUGGUGUUGCGCACACCAAUAGCAACCACAACAACAACAUCAUCAACAACAAUAAUAACAAUGCCAAUGUGAAUGUCAAGUUGACAAUGACGUGCGCUUGCAAGCACAACACAGCCGGACCGGAAUGUGAACGUUGUAAGCCAUUCUACUUCGAUCGUCCAUGGGGACGUGCAACGGACACCGACGCCAAUGAAUGCAAAAUGUGUCAAUGCAAUGGACAUGCUAGACGCUGCCGUUUCAACUUGGAAUUAUACAAGCUAUCAGGCCGCAUCUCGGGCGGUGUUUGCUACAACUGUCAACACGACACAACCGGCCGUUAUUGUCACUAUUGCCGCGAGGGCUUUUACAGAGAUGCCACGAAGGCUUUGAAUAAUCGCAAAGUAUGCAAACGCUGCGACUGUCAUCCUGUUGGCUCUACCGGCAAAACUUGCAAUCAUUUGAGCGGUCAGUGCCCUUGCAAAGAAGGCGUGACCGGACUGACGUGCAAUCGCUGUGCGCGGGGUUAUCAGCAAACACGCUCGCAUGUGGCACCCUGUAUAAAAUUACCGUCCAAAGCGAAUAUGAUACAAGCAGAGAGUGCGGUUAGCGAAUACCGAGAACCCGCUGGACCCGAUGACGAAAUGAAAAAGUAUUGCGGCAAAUGCAAGGCCAGCCCGAAAAAACUCAAUUUGAAUAAAUUCUGCAUGGAGGAUUACGCAAUUUUAGCAAAAGUCAUUGGGCAUGACCGCGCUUCGCAGGACAUCAAUACGGAGAAAUUUUCGAUUGAACGACAAAAUGAAAUUUUCAAAUACGAAAUAAAUAUACAGACGAUUUUCAAGCGCAACCCUUUGCAGGGCACAACGAGUUCGCUGCUGGGCAGGGGGCAUAUGAUGUGGCUGGUGCCGCGCAAGAGCCUCGAAUGCCAGUGCCCCAAAAUUAAGUUGAACAAAUCAUAUCUUAUACUUGGACGUGAUUCGGAGGCCGCACCCGGCUACUUGGCCAUCGGACCCAGUUCGGUGGUGCUCGAAUGGAAGGACGAGUGGUCCUUGCGCAUGAAACGUUUCCAGCGGCGAGCGCGUAAAUGUAGUUGAAUCGAACCGGAAACGGAAUAUGUCAGAACGGAUUUCAAUUUCGUACAUUUGGAUCGAUAUCGUUUCUUGUAUAAAUUGUACAGUUUACUCAAAUUUUUGACAUUCUUCGGUAUUAUGCUAUAAACAAAUAACAACAAGAACUAAUAAACAACAAACAAAAAAAUAACAAAGAACGUAAGAUACAUACAUACAAACAUAUAACGUAAAAAACAGAAACAACAACUAUAACAAAAUUAUAAUGAACACAAUACAUACAUAAGCAAAGUCAUAUUUAUGCAGCAAAUAGGAAAAACACUCAAACAUACACAGAGACACAUACAUACAUAUACAUAUGAAUGGAGUAUAAAAAGUAUUAGCAAAAUGUGAGACGAGCGGUGGAAGCGGCGGAGUGAAUUCAUUUAACUGCGGUGUAGCGAAAAAAAAAUCGAUUUAAUAAAUAUGACUUUAAUGAUUUAUAAACCUGAUUAAGCUGAUUGCGCACACAUA